Molecule: messenger RNA, 2809 nt
Organism: Labeo rohita (rohu)
Lineage: Eukaryota; Metazoa; Chordata; Actinopteri; Cypriniformes; Cyprinidae
Exons: 5
Coding region: 448-978 (176 amino acids)
Source: RefSeq, a predicted model, not a curated record
ACAUUACUGGAUCACAUAGCUUGGGUUUGUAGCAUCCUUGUAGCUCUUCUAGUCCUGUCUUGGAAUAAAAUUGCUAUGAAAGAAAACCAGAAAACAGCUGAGAAGGAAGAAAUGAGAUGUGAUUUUGUACAGAGGGAGAAAAUGUGGUGAACGGGGACCUAGAGGGGGAAAAACCUUUUAAUUUACAGCCUCUCAGCUGGUCUGUUCUAGCUGAGGAUCGAAGGAGGAGGGGUGAAAGGAGUAAUUCACUCUUCUAUUUUCCAUCGGCUGCCUGGAAAACCUUGGAAGGACGUCAGCCGUGGCAACAUUUCUCCAUGAAUAGGAUUCUUGCAGGAGUUCAGGAUCACCCUGAGCAUCAUGGCCCAGGCCUGCUGCAGGACUGAAUCCCAGUAGGGUUGCCUUUGAAACGCACUCGGCUCGCCUCCGCGGCGGCGUCCUGCAAGAGCCAUGUCUCUAACCACUACCAAACCCGACAUGUUCACCUCCACCCAAACCCUGACCCCGUUCCCGGCCCCCACACUCUCCCUCACCACCUUCUUUCCCGUUCUCACAAGUUCAGCAGAACCCAGAACUGAGCCGGAGAACAUGACGUCCAGGACCACCUUCCGCUCCGUCACUUCGUCCGCCAACGACACCGGCCUAAACUCCACACAGCUCCCCAUCGCGUCAGUGGAAGGCGCUGGGGUGGGGAUGGUGCUUGUACCCUUUGGCAUCAUCACAGUCAUUGGGCUGGCUGUUGUCGUGCUUCUGUACAUCAGGAAAAAGAAGAGGCUGGAAAAACUGAGACACCAGCUUAUGCCCAUGUAUAACUUUGAUCCAGCUGAAGAACAGGAUGAUCUAGAGCAGGAACUCUUGGACCACGGACGAGACGGAAGCCCAGCGGGACCAAACUCCAAAACACUGACCACAAGUCAGGGAACAACUCAGAAACCCAGUCGACUUGUUUUCACUGACGUGGCCGAUGCCAUUAAUGCAUGACGACACUCACAUGCUUCGCAGGAAAAAAGGGACACAAAAAUCUGGACAACUGGGAUUCAGGAAUAUUUGUGACCAUGGACCACAAAACCAGUCAUAAGUGUCAAUUUUUCUAAAUUGAGCUUUAUACAUAAUCUGAAAGCUGAAUAAAUAAGCUUUCCAUCGAUGUAUGGUUUGUUAAGAUCGAACAAUAUUUGGCCGAGAUACAACUAUUUCAGUAUAUGGCAUCUGAGGGUGCAAAAAAAUCAAAAUAUUGAGAAAAUCGCCUUUAAAGUUGUCCAAAUUAAGUUCUUUGCAAUGCAUAUUACAAAUCAAAAAUUAAGUUUUGAUAUAUUUACAGAAGGACAUUUACAAAAUAUCUUAAUGGAACAUGAUCUUUACUUAAUUUCCUAAUGAUUUUUGGCAUAAAAGAAAAAUCAAUAAUUUUGACCCAUACAAUGUAUUUUUGGCUAUUGCUACAAAUAUACCCCAGCGACUUAAGACUGGUUUUGUUGUCCAGGGUCACAUUUGCAUUGAUGUUUGGUAUGAUAUAGUACACUGUAAAAAAUAAAAUGUAAAACAUUGGGUUAAUUGCUGCUUAGUUAAUAAUUUCUUAAACCAAAGUUACAACCUGCAGUGUUUAAGGAAUAUUUGCUGAAAAUUUACUCACCUGCCAGGCAUUGAAGAUGCAGAUGAGUGUUUUUUCAUCCAGUCCAGUGGGUCCUCUACAGUGAAUGGGUGCCGUCAGAAUGAAAGUCCAAACAGUUAAUAAAAACAUCACAAUAAUCCACAAGUAAUCCACAUCACUCCCAUCUAUCAAUUAACAUUUUGUGAAACAAUGAAACAAAGCAAUGAAAAAUUCCAUAUCCUGUUGUUCUCACAUCAAAACCAAUUCACAUAUUUGUUUAGAACUGUUUUGGCUUGUAAACAGUGCUUAAUCUGUGCAGAUUUCUCUCCUGAUUCAAACAAGACAACUUUUUCACUGGAGAAAGCAAUAUUAUGGAUAGGGGCUCAUAUUUAAACUUACUUGUGAUGAUUUUAUCAGCUGUUUGGACUCUCAUCCUGACGGCACCCAUUCGCUGCAAAGCAUCCAGAGGAAUUUUUUGCUUAAGAUCAUUACAUUUUUUGACCACUUUGAAUUGACAAAGACCGUGAACCCAGAAUCUGAGUGAAAAUGACAGAAAUUAUUGCAACAAAUAAACAUGAUGAGAAUAUUUUUUACAGUGUACAGUGAUAAGAUUUAUACAGUUUAAGGACACUUGCAAAAACAAGAGUUCUUCACUACUACAAAAGUCAACUGGAUCUGUCCAACAGUUAUGAACACUCAUACAACAUGGACUUUAUUUUAAUCUCUAGCCAUAAUAAGACUCACUUAGAGCCUCAUACAUACAGCAUCAAGAGAAUGGUUUGUAAAAUGUGCGUGAUGUGACAAUUUACAAAAUCAUUUUAGAAAGUUGAAUGAGGCUCACUGUGUUUCUGAAUGACUGAUAAAAUAUUUUUUUUUAAAGAAGGGACUCUACAUGCAACCUCUGUUUGUGAGGAAUCUUUGUUAGUUUGGUGAAUGAGAGAACCACAUGGUUUAUUAUUUAUUCACAGCUGAAAGUGUUUUGUGAACUGAUGUGUUUACGAAAAGGAAGGACAUGAACUUGCCCUGAGAAUAGAAUUUAGCUUUUAAAGCUUUAAAGUUACAUUUAAUUUAUAUCGUGAUGAAGUGUCAGAUGUGACAUCAGUCAGACAGUAUUAUAAAGAUCUUCCAUGUGACAUGAACUCACUGUUUCAGCUGAAACACAAACGUUCUGUCACUGAGCUUGUGAAUCUGUAUAAAUGAUGAAUGUUGACUGAUUACAUGAGAUUU